Messenger RNA from Rhipicephalus microplus (southern cattle tick), 1759 nucleotides. Its product is annotated as polyprenol dehydrogenase. The record is from RefSeq and is a predicted model, not a curated record. Lineage: Eukaryota; Metazoa; Arthropoda; Arachnida; Ixodida; Ixodidae.
GUUGAUUACGUAUGUAACUUUUCUUAGCUAGCGCCUAGGGGAGUAUAUGCGGUUGGUUGAAGCCGUGUAACGAGUGAUGCUUGAAUGGACGUACCCACGUGGAUUUGUUUUGUGCGGCUUAGCACGCGUCAAACUGGCGACGCGCUGCAGGUUAGGCACGGUGAUUUAUGAUGAAAGGUGUGCGCUCGCACUUGUUCGCGCUACACGGAAGAAGCACUCCUGUCGACAACAGCUGAAUCGAGGCUAGCGGGGAUAACGGCGACGAUGAUUCGCCGCUUGUUGGAGUACGCGGCAUUCCACCUCGAAGCUUGGUUCAAAAUUCAUCUCAUUGCAGCGGAGUACUUUUUCAGAGAAUGUGCGCAAAGGUUCAAGGUGUGUUUGCUCUUCCGGCUCCGAAAGCUGGCUUAUUGCUCUGUAGAGAAGAAAACUGCUGUCGUUACCGGUGGGACGCAGGGUUUAGGAUUGGAAACGGUCAGAGCCUUGCUAUACCGGAACGCGCGAGUGAUUGUCGGAAGUUCUACACCAGUAAGAUCUAUCAAUGUCAAGAAAUACCUGGAAGAAGCCAUUCCUGGAAGUGAAGUGGAAAUACUGCCUCUUGACCUGAGGUCAAUGUCAUCUGUUGACAACUUUGCGCAAGAAAUUCUCCGGCGCAAUGUCGUCGUAGACAUACUCAUCUGUGGUGCUGGCGUCAUGUUCACUCCAUACCAGGAAACUGAGGAUGGAUUUGAAUCACACCUAAGCAUCAACUACCUUGGCCACUGUCUCUUGACUGCUCUGCUGCUCCCCCGAUUGAUAUCGGCCGGUACACCGAAGAGAAUGGCUAGAAUAGUUAAUGUUUCCUCGUGCGUUCACAAAGUAGCUCGCAUAAACUUCGAUGACAUGCACGGCAGAAACCUCUAUUCUAGUUACUUCAGCUAUGCACAAUCAAAGCUAGCCCAAGUGAUGUUCACCCAGUCACUGGCUCGUUAUUUUCGUGUGGAGCACAUGCCCGUGACCGUAAAUUGCCUGCACCCUGGGAUUGUUGAUACCAAUCUCUACAAAAGAGUCUUCUGGACUCCCUUAGUUUCUGGAAUUUUCUUCAAGACACCGGAAGAAGGAGCACAAACAAGCCUCUACGCUGCCUUGUCUUCAGACAUGGAAGGUGUUAGUGGCGUUUACCUGGAGGAAUGUGCCAUAACUGAGCCAGCACCACAGUCGAAAGAUCGUGCCUUGCAAGAUAGAUUGAGGAAGGAGACCUGGGCCUGCCUACAGCCUUGGCUUCCUUCUGCAUCUUCACCACUUUCCACUCAACCAUUUCUCCGUAACUAGCUGUCAGGAUGCAGGGCCAUUAGUUAGAGUGUUCAAGUAAGCUUCCGAGUUUUUACGCUUCACUUGUGUUGGCCAAGCUGUGGAAACUUUCAGCACGGCAAAUACACUCGUGGUGCAUUUGGCUUGUCACUUUCAUGCACUCUCAAAAUGUGCUUUACAAGCGACCUCCUUAAACCAAGCUUCUGCAAUGCCAUUGUUCAUUCAGAGCAUCAAGCAACAGCUCAGAAGUGAUCUCUAUUUAGAGCUGGGAACGUUAAGUGACGUUCAUUGAAACCUGGUGGUAUUGCUUCUCCAAUCACUUCUACAACACCAGGCACUCCUGUCCUCCAGAAAUUCCACAUCACUGCAAGCAGAGUUGGUUCACUCCAUAAACCACUUGAAUUUACCAUCCAUCAUAGCAUGAAAGUAAAAGUGUGCAAUAUGCAAGGCAAUGAAUUGCUGUUGCAUUAUA